This is a messenger RNA of Caenorhabditis remanei, 1071 nucleotides long. RefSeq lists its product as uncharacterized. NCBI's taxonomy places the organism in Eukaryota, Metazoa, Nematoda, Chromadorea, Rhabditida, Rhabditidae. The transcript has 7 exons. The record is from RefSeq and is a predicted model, not a curated record. The coding region runs from base 1 to 1071 and encodes 356 amino acids.
AUGCUGAACAAUAAUUUUCUAUCAAAUAACAAUACUGGAGUGGCUGUAUUGAAUAAAAUCGCUGCGAUUUCCGAUGGUCAUUUAUUUGUUGUAAAUGACCCGUCACUUUCAAGAACUUUUCAAGAUGACUACGUUGAUAUUAUUUCUCAAAUUGUGAAUUUCACAUCAAACGGACAAUUUAUGUUCUCAAGAAACUUGGCGGCAACCUUCUUAAAAUAUAAUAAUGAUUUAGGAACCCUUUUAGUACCAGACUCUCUCACGGACACCGUGAAAGUACACAUCAUGAUAAGCCUGGCCUAUAAAGAUGCAAGCUCACUUGCACCAGUGGCAUUCACAAUUCAUUUUCACAAUAGUUUCUCAUCCAAGUCGGUUGCAUGUUCAGAAAAUCAUCACGGCUCUAAUUUCUAUUCAUGCACGAUAGAGUUGGAGCCAGUUGAGAGGGUGAAUGUGUCACUGAUCUACGAGCCAACAGGUCAGAAUACCGAUGUAUUAGUAAGAAUGUGGACCGAUACGCAAAUAUUUGCUCAGACUAGUUUUGUAUCAUCUCAAAUUCAUAACUAUUUUAAUCCGGAUGAGUAUAACGGCGCUCAGUAUAUAAUUACUGACCAAUGUGGCCCAACAAGUGGUGAAAUUCUGAUCACCGACUGUCGUGGAAAAGUUAGCAAGAAAUACGAUGCCCAUCAACUAAUACCUCGUCAAUACGUUGUCAACGAUGACUGGUUUUUCUUUGCCCCAUUCUUCUGUGAUAACCAACCAGAGACAAUAACUUGUGUAUCUGGAAGUGAAAAUAAGUACGACAUGCAGUUUGUCAGUGGAUAUCUCUCAUUGAGCCAACCGUUUAUUUGCCGUCCUGGAGUUGGAACUAUAAACCCAAAUUGUACUAAUUUAGAUGAAAACGGAAAUUAUUAUUGCAAUCGGGAUAGCCUUCCUUACAAAAGAGGACCACUAGGACAAGUAACAGACUGCCUCGGUCAUGGAUUUCUUGUUCAAGAUCACUCAAGCGACCCAUUUUAUUGUGUAUGCGAUGCAGGCUAUUUGGGCGUUUCUUGUGAGAAUGGACCGUCUGAAUAA